AUGGCCACUCAAGCACACCCUUAUCAUUUAGUAGACCCCAGCCCAUGGCCCCUCACAGGCGCCAUUGCAGCCCUUAUAAUUACAUCCGGAACAGCCAUCUGAUUUCAUUUCCACUCCACCUCACUCAUAACUCUCGGCAUAGUCCUGCUAAUUUUAACAGUUUAUCAGUGGUGACGGGAUGUAGUUCGAGAGGCAACCUUUCAAGGACUUCACACCCCUCCCGUUCAAAAAGGCUUACGUUAUGGUAUAAUUCUAUUUAUUGCUUCAGAAGUACUCUUUUUUCUGGGGUUUUUUUGGGCCUUUUAUCACUCAAGUCUAGCCCCUACACCUGAACUGGGGGGCUUCUGACCCCCUGCCGGUAUUACACCUUUAGACCCCUUUGAAGUACCCCUGCUUAAUACAACAGUCCUUCUCGCCUCCGGAGUAACAGUCACAUGAGCCCACCACAGCAUUAUUGAAGGAGAACGGAAACAGGCCAUCCAAGCCCUCACCCUAACAAUUUUACUAGGCGGCUAUUUUACUUUCCUUCAAGCCAUAGAGUACUGCGAAGCCCCUUUUACCAUCGCCGAUGGCGUGUAUGGGGCUACCUUCUUUGUUGCAACAGGCUUCCAUGGACUUCAUGUCCUAAUUGGCUCCACCUUUCUAGGCAUCUGCCACCUGCGCCAAGUCCAAAACCAUUUUACGUCAACCCAUCACUUUGGGUUCGAAGCAGCCGCCUGAUACUGACACUUUGUUGAUGUUGUCUGAUUACUCCUUUACAUCUCCAUCUAUUGAUGAGGCUCCUAA
This is a messenger RNA of Scophthalmus maximus (turbot), 786 nucleotides long. Lineage: Eukaryota; Metazoa; Chordata; Actinopteri; Pleuronectiformes; Scophthalmidae. The record is from the annotation of a RefSeq genome assembly.